CCAAAAAUCAGCCCCCACUCUUCUCCCUUAACUCCGUCUCUCUUCCCUUUACUCUCUGUCCUCCCCUCCGUUUCUGCGCACAACUCCCUUGGCUCCCCCUCUUCUCUCUCCACUUCUCUUUUCUUUCUCUUGCGUCUGCCAUGGCUCGAGCUCGAGUCUGCUCAUGGCCGCUUCAGGUCGAGGAGGGACGGUGCGCCGCCGGACGGAGACCGCAUUGAGCUUCGUUUGCAGUGAGAUGGCUUGAGGCCGAGCUCGAAACUCGAGCGCUAACCAAAGCUCCGAGUUUGAGGUCGAGCAAGUGUUGUCCAUGGCUGGCUGCGAGUGUCGUCCAUGGUGGACGGGAAGAAACAAUACCCAGGAACAGGCGAGGACGACCCACGUGAUGAAAUCGCAUUAAAUAAGGAAACCGAAGCCGACCCGACACGCCUACGCGUCCGUUUACAAAACCCAUUUGCUCAUUUCCUCCUCCCAGUUCCGCGUCCGACCCCGCCUGCUGAAAUUCUUCAAGGAAGUUUGGGUUUUUAUUUUUCAUUUCAUCUUCCUUGUCCGUCUGCCCGUUCGGUUGUCGUCCCAUAGACCAUUUGGGAGAUGGGUCUGAUCUUCUCGAGCAAGUCCUUGCGUUCCGCCACCCCCCCGCACAGGCCGUGACAGCCAUGUAUGAGCGUCGGCGUGCUUGUGAGCCCCUUGAUCAUAUGCCCGCCGAACCGCGCAAGGUCCCCGCGAGGCAUCGGCGUGAAGCCUCCCGCUUCCGCCUGUCCAUGGUCCGGACCCUUUCGGCGUCUCCGCCUUUGGAUUGCGAAGAAGAACAGCGUGGCGACGACCAGCUCGUGGCCGCCACCGCCUUGACAAUCGUCUUGCUUGAGGACGAUGACGAGUCCGACGGCGCUUGGAGCGAGUCUAUUACGGAAGGAGGAGGAGAGUUGGUGACGGUGGUGGCGGUUGGAGAAAAGAGAAGUAGAGAGGGAAGAGGGAGAGAGAGCGUCGCAGGCAGAAAAAAAGAGAAGUAGAGAGAAAAGAGGGAGAGAGAGUUGUCGCAGAAACGGAGGGGAGGAGAGAGAGUAAAGGGGAGAGAGACGGAGCGUUAACGGAGAAGUGGAGCCUGACAGGUGGGCCCAAAUUUGCCACGUGUCGACUUCUCUAUGGUCUUACAUUUCGCCUACUCCAACCUACCCAAUAUUUUCUCACCCCCCUCCAAGUGAAGUGGGGUCCACGCGCCAGUACCGUACCGCGUCAGCCGAACAUGGUCCAUACGUACAUUCGGAGUGUCAUCGCAAGCAGCUUUCUCGCGGGAAUGACAUACGAUUCUAGAUCGACCGAGAGAGUUCCCGAGUCCAAGAUGAGCACCGCCGUCCCCGACCGGAAAGUCCGCAUCGUCUCAUCCACCGCCGUCAAACCGUCUUCUCCCACCCCUCCCCACCGCCGCACCCUCAACCUCUCCCUCCUCGACCAGCUCUUCCCCGCCGGCUGGUCCCACAGCCUCCUCUUCUACGCCCGCCCCGGCGGCGGCGGCGAGUCGCUCUCCAGCCGCAUGCGGGCCUCUCUCUGCGAAACCCUCACCGAUUUCUACCCCUUGGCCGGCCGGCUCAGGGGCAGCGCCCGCAUCGACUGCAACGACGAGGGCGCGUACUGGGUCGAGGCCCGAGCCGACCUCCGGCUUGCCGACGUCCUCGCCCGGCCCGAUGGGACGUUGCUCGCCCAGUUCCUCCCUUCCUCUCACCCGGAGACGUCGCUGUUGGCCGCCAUGGGGUGCCUCCUGAUUGUCCAGAUCACCACCUUCACCUGCGGCGGCGUCGCCGUCGCCGCCUGCGGCUCGCACAAGCUCUUGGACGGGUCCUCGCUGGCGUUCUUCCUCCGGAGCUGGUCGGCGAGAUCCGCCGGGAGGCUCGAGGGCGGCCGGCCCCCUCCUCCGAGGUUCCUCGGGGACUCGCUCGUGGGGCCCAAGGAGGUGCCCUUCAUGCUGUCGGACUACGCCGGCAUGGAGAGCUGCGCGACGCGGAGGUUUGUGUUCCACCGGUCCAAGAUUUCCGCCCUCAGGGCCGAAGCGGUCCGCUCUGCUCGGCCAGGCGAGUCGACUCGGUUCACGAGGGUCGAGCUCGUGCUGGCGCUCAUCGUCAGAUGCGCCCUGGCUGCCUCGCGGUCUGUGACCGGGUCCUCGCGUCACCCGACCCUGCUGCGCCAGAUGGUGAACCUCCGGAACCGAAUGUCGCCGGCCCUGCGAGACAACGACGUCGUCGGGAAUCUCGCCUUCGGCAUCAACAUACUAUACGAGAACAGCGAGUCGACAUUCCACGAGCUGGUCUCGAACAUCAGGAGGGAAAUGAUCAGUUUCACCAAGGGAGCUCAAGCGAGCGGGUCCGACAGUGGCGAGCUCAUGUCCAUAGCGUGCGGGUCGAUCGGGACGGCGGGCAACUUCUUCGGAAAAUGGAAGGAGGAGUCGAGGUUUUACAGGUGCUCGAGCCUGUGUGGGUUCCGGCUCUACGAGGUCGACUUCGGGUCCGGGAAGCCGGCGUGGCUGACGUCGCUGAGCCUCGCGAAGAACUUCGUGUACAUGGUGGACGCGAAGGGUGGGGACGGGAUCGAUGCGUGGGUGACGCUGGACCGGCGCGACAUGGCCGUUUUCGAGCGCGACGAGGAGCUCCUCACCUACGCCACCCCGAACCCCGGCGUCGUGCACCAUGUAAUGCAUCAUUCUCGGUUCUGAUCGCUGCUUGAUGAACGGACCGUGAAAUGUUGCUCAUUUGAAAAUCGAACCUCGUUUGAAUUGUCGAGGAUAAAAAAUGUUUUGUACACGGAAUCAUAUCGAGACGGCAGUUGUCUAUAAUUCAUUUGUUUCAUAAAAGAUAACUAAUCAUUUGUAGAGAAAAUGAUUAGUUAUUAUUUGUUUGAUGACUCUUGGUAUUAUCAGUUUCAUGAAAA
Eucalyptus grandis is the source of this 2916-nucleotide messenger RNA. RefSeq names its product BAHD acyltransferase BIA1. NCBI's taxonomy places the organism in Eukaryota, Viridiplantae, Streptophyta, Magnoliopsida, Myrtales, Myrtaceae. The record is from RefSeq and is a predicted model, not a curated record. The transcript is spliced from 2 exons. The coding region runs from base 1241 to 2701 and encodes 486 amino acids.